This is a messenger RNA of Mytilus californianus (California mussel), 657 nucleotides long. Its product is annotated as aplysianin-A-like. The record is from RefSeq and is a predicted model, not a curated record. Lineage: Eukaryota; Metazoa; Mollusca; Bivalvia; Mytilida; Mytilidae. The transcript has 5 exons. The coding region runs from base 1 to 657 and encodes 218 amino acids. Gene Ontology annotation, molecular function: oxidoreductase activity.
AUGCGACUGAAUGAAAAUUGUGACGAUGUAGCUAUUGUUGGAGGUGGUAUAGCAGGAUCGUAUGCUGCAUGGAGACUGCGGCAUACCAACCAAAGAAUAACUAUCUAUGAGUACUCUAACAGAAUUGGUGGACGAUUAAAUACCUAUCAUUUCCCAUCAGCUCCUGAUAUAAACGUGGAACUCGGUGCAAUGCGAUUUUACCCAGAAGUCCACACACUGCUCAACAAAACUAUUUGUGACGUUGGCUUAAAACCAGAAAUAUUUGAAUUAGGCGGCCUGGCGAAGUCUCCAAAUACGUUGCUGUACCUUAGAGGAAAUCAUUUACGUUUUGAAGAAGUAGGAGGACCUAAAACACCGUACGGCUUAAGUCCAUCUCAAUUAAAACCCCCAGAUCAGCUAAAAAGUGUCAAAGCAUUUUACCUGAAAUAUGGUGGCCAGGAAGUUUAUAACUAUUUAAAUGACCUUAAUGGAUUUAACUCGAUGCAAGGCUCAGACACAAGUGCAACUGUAGCUCUACCGACAUCUCCUCCGACAAAUCCCAUCGUCAAUACUAUUACUGGAGGAAUGAAUAAACUACCAGAAAGACUCGUCGAUAUGUUUCUUCAAGCUAUUGAUGCCUUCAAAACUUCAAGUAAAACUACAACUACAACAAUAUAG